CUGGGUGUGCUAUGGCCGGGGCAGAAGUCCUACCUUACGACGUACCUUGUGACGCCUCCUUUUCUUCCAGCAGGUUCCUCCUGUUCCCUCCUUCGCGGCAGAUGGGCUUUCCAGGGCGGACAACUGCCCUCCUUGGCCUGAGUCUGACCCUGCUUCUCUGCAGCCAGGGUCCAGGGGUCCAGGGCCAAGAAUUCCAGUUUGGACCCUGCCGAGUGGAGGGUGUAGUCCUCCAGGAACUCUGGGAGGCCUUCUGGGCCGUGAAGGACAUUGUGCAAGCUAAGGAUAACAUCACGAGUGUCCGGCUGCUACGGAAGGAGAUUCUGCAGAACGUUUCGGACGUCGAGAGCUGUUACCUCAUCCGUACCCUGCUGAAGUUUUACCUGAAUACCAUUUUCAAAGGCUAUCUGGGUAAGGCAGCUGACUCCAGGAUCCGGAAGCCAUUCUCAACUCUGGCCAACAACUUUUUUGUCAUCGCCUCAAAACUGCAACCCAGUCAGGAAAACGACAUGUUUUCUAUCAGUGAGAGUGCACGCCGGCGGUUUCUACUGUUCCAGAGAGCAUUUAAACAGUUGGACAUCCAAUCAGCCCAGACCAAAGCCUUUGGAGAAGUGGACAUUCUCUUGACCUGGAUGGAGAAAUUCUACCAGUUCUGAAUGCCAACACCAGGAUACCCUCCUUGUUCCCCAUGUCAUUUUGAAUGUGCCAUAUCCCUUCCAGUGAUGUUCUCUGAACACUUCACCCCUUUGACGAUGGAUAUCAUUCUUGGCCAGGCUUAUCCUCAAAGACUUCUUUCUUGAAGUGGCCCCAAAGACAGUCAUGGAAGGUUCUCUUGGAUGCUGUGAAUAAUCUACAAAGUAGAUUUCUAUAUUUAUUACAACUCUAUUUAAUUUCUAUCAGUGUUUUAAUCGAUGCCGUAUUUAUUUAUCAGACUGUAAGUUCUGUGUUGGCAGCAAGGACUGUGCCCCAUGCUUCUUUUUUUAUCCUCCAUGAUGCUUUACACCAUGGGGGGCAGUGGAUAAGCGCUAAGUAAAUGCUUAAUAAACUGGAUUUUUUUGGUCUGUCUUUGAAUGAUUGAGGAACAAGGAAGUGCUGAAGUUGCACUUCAGGACAUAGAAACCAUAUUGCCAUGAGAUCUGCAGGAACACAGCAGGGAGGA
This is a messenger RNA of Mustela erminea (ermine), 1156 nucleotides long. It is a transcript of the gene IL24, whose product is annotated as interleukin 24. Bases 12 to 653 code for a protein of 213 amino acids. Lineage: Eukaryota; Metazoa; Chordata; Mammalia; Carnivora; Mustelidae. The record is from RefSeq and is a predicted model, not a curated record. The transcript has 5 exons.